AUGAACAGAAUUUACGCGAAACCCUCUAACACGAGUGGAGGUGAAGGUGUUGCCUCUGCACCGACCAGCAACGCACGGAUCGCACUCACCGCGGCAGCCGACACUGGCGGUCGUUUCGAACUGAGUGACCACGGUUACGGCAAAAGCUGCGUCAAGCUCCUCCACGUUUACCGUGAUGGAGAACAUCACGCCAUCCGAGAAUACGAAGUGUCGACGGAAUUGAAACUCACAAGCGAAUCACCUUACGUCAUUGGAGACAAUAAAGAUGUGGUCGCGACCGACUCGCAAAAAAACACUGUUUAUUUGCUAGCGAAAAAGCACGGUGUUAAAACACCCGAAGAAUUCGGUGCAGUGGUUGUGAACCAUUUCCUGUAUAUGUAUAAGCAAGUCGGUGAGGCUAAGUGUCGUGUUGUAGAAUAUCCGUGGGAGAGACUGCAGGCAGGCGCCCCCCACAAUCAUGCCUUCAUUUUUUCACCAACCGCUACUAGAUGGUGUGAAGUAUCUCAAGUUAGACAUGACGCAGUCGUAGUAAAAUCGGGUUUGAGCGGAUUACGAGUGUUGAAAACGACACAAUCUGCUUUCGUUGAUUUCGUUCAAGAUGAAUAUACAACGCUUGCAGAUGCUGCAGAACGCAUAUUCAGUACUGUAGUAGAAGCUGAAUGGACGUAUGAUAAUAUGCGGACUCCUGACUUUGACAAUGCAUGGCUGACUGUCAAAGAUGCGAUUUUGGAUAAAUUCGCUGGACCACCUGACACCGGAGUUUAUUCUCCUUCUGUUCAGCAUACCUUAUAUCAAGCCGAGAAAACAGUUCUUGAAAAAGUUUCAGAGAUUACUUGGAUCAAAAUGACCAUGCCAAACAAACAUUAUCUGAACAUCGACAUGUCGAAAUUCCCCACCAAUGUGACGAAAGGUGAUCCGCGUCACCAUAUUUAUCAACCUGUAGACAAGCCUGCUGGACUCAUCUACGCACAGUUACGCCGUAGACCUAAAAGCCACUUGUGA
This is a messenger RNA of Parnassius apollo (apollo), 1002 nucleotides long. The record is from the annotation of a GenBank genome assembly. NCBI's taxonomy places the organism in Eukaryota, Metazoa, Arthropoda, Insecta, Lepidoptera, Papilionidae.